Molecule: messenger RNA, 1227 nt
Organism: Saccoglossus kowalevskii
Lineage: Eukaryota; Metazoa; Hemichordata; Enteropneusta; Harrimaniidae
Product: somatostatin receptor type 5-like
Biological process (GO): neuropeptide signaling pathway
Cellular component (GO): plasma membrane; neuron projection
Molecular function (GO): G protein-coupled receptor activity; neuropeptide binding
Source: RefSeq, a predicted model, not a curated record
AUGACGAAUACCGCGACCCUAUGGAACAGCACUGAUGUUUCAAGUCGCGACGAAAUCGCUGAAAUAUCAAAUUUAACAAACUUACUAAACACGACUACGGCGAUCGGGCAUAGCGACAUAGCCAUGGAUAUUUUACAGAAUGGGAUUUCUUACUAUUGGGACAACACCUCUUAUACGGAUGUACUGAAUGAUACGUUGGUGGAGUACGUUUUACCGCCGGUUUGGUGGUCAGUUUUACAGGCUCGGUUGGCGAUUGCCAUACCUAUAUUCUACGGCACCGUGUGUCUGUGUGGAUUCAUCGGCAACUUGUUGGUUAUUCUCGUCAUACUGCGAUUUUCUAACAAGAACUCUCUCCCAAAUAUUUUUAUUCUCAAUCUAGCAAUCGCCGAUUUUCUAUUCAUGCUGGCCAUGCCGUUUCUGGCUUUCCAGCACGGCACCGGCAAGUGGGUAUUUGGGCGAGUUCUUUGCAAACUUAUCUUCCCUUUCGAUAGCGUCAACCAAUUCGCAGGCGUGUUUUUGCUAACAGCCAUGAGUAUUGAUCGACAUUUGGCCAUUGUUCAUCCGUUAAGAUUUCGACGAAUUCGCACCGUCCGGACGUGUCGCUUGACAUGCAUUGCCGCCUGGAUAGCAGCGAUUGUACUCUGCAUUCCGAUGUGGAUUUACACGGAUACCGCCACCAGCUUCAGAAACUCGAACAACACCAAGGUGUGUGCUAUCCAAUGGCCGUAUUCAAACUUACAAAGCACGUUCAUCAUAUACGCUCUUACAAUAGGAUACAUGUGUCCAUUGUCCAUUAUAUGCACAUGCUACUUCAAGAUCUUGUACCAUGUCUCACAGAACAAAUGUCCUGGUGUGAGAACGGGAAAGCGCAGAGGCUCAAGGCGCAUCGCCACAUUAGUGAUCGUGGCCGUUAUAACAUUCGCUAUAUGCUGGUUUCCAUUCUACGCCAUCAAGGUGUACGUCAUUUUUCUCAGGCGUGACUCCAGCUUAACCCGCAACGUGGUGAUAUUUGACUACGUCGGUAUAUGUUUAGGCUACGCUAACAGCGCCGUCAAUCCAGUUAUAUAUACGUUCGUUGGAAGGAACUUUAAAGAGAAUGUAGUCCGUCUGUUAAGGUGCUGCAAAAAGACAACACAAUCUGAGAUAACUGUAGCACAUUGUGCAUCGAAAUCAUCAAACAAAUUGAACCACGUGAUCAUCGAGGAGAAUACGAGCACUUGGCUGUAG